GUAUGUGUUCUUCACUAGUCAGCCCAACCAGCCAUACCUUAAUCAUCAUGUGUCCUUGAUACAUGCAUUUGAGUGUUUUAUUGUGUUCUAAAAUAAUAUGAAUUGAACUGAAUUGCCACUGCUGUGGAUGUCAUAAAAGCCUAGCUACAAUAAAGUAACUUUAAAAAAGUGUUGCAGACUACCUUAAGAAUUGUCCAACAAUGUGUGAUAAAUAAUGCAAUUUAAAAUAAGACUUCAAUUAAAAAAAAAUCACACUUUUCUGAAAUUAUUUUAUGUACUAUUGCUGCAAACGACACUUAAGUUUACUGUACUUGAAAUAUUAGAAAAAGCUAGAGAAUUAUUUGUCAGUUUUACUUUGCAUUUGACAUCACUCUAUAUAUAGUCAGUUUCACUUCUUUCCCUGUAUAAUCAGUAAGACUUGGUUUAUAGGGGUGUCUUACCCAUCCACAUGGUAGGCUAGAAAACACACUAAAGAUAAAUAUGAUUUGCAAAGCCACAAAAUUGGGAAGUCUUGGUGUAGGCCUACAGGCCUACAUUAGACCUAAGUAAACUAUGAUUUUAUAUUAUUUUGAUUUUAACCAAAGUGAUAAGUCUGAAGCAUGCAACCAGAAAAAAUGAGAGGGAUUGUUUAUCUUAAAAUUUGUAAUGGCCCUGGAAAUACCACUGUUACCUUAUUGAGGGUUUGAGCUAAGCAAUAGAAAUAAAGAAAACGUGGUUAAUUGAGCACCAGCUGCAGUAAAUAAUAAUUUACAAAUGCUUAGUCAAGUCUUGCAGCUAGGGAAAAAUAUGGCAUAGUGAGAUAAGAAAGUAUGGUGCAGCCCUGAACUGCUUCAGCUGAUUUUAGCUAAGGCCCAAUAAUUGGCAGUGAUAUCACUUGUUUGUUAUAGUGCAUAAAAAAUAUAAGGCUUUCUAGAGUUUUUGUCAGUUUUCUUUAGCCUUCUGGAGACAUGCCAUGAUGUGAGGAAGGUGUCUCCCGAGCCUGAACUUAUUUUAAGCAUGUUGGCCAAUGCUUAUAACUCUAUUAUUGUUAGGGCAUAGAAUGUAAGGAUAUAUUCUUAUAUUGCUAUUUUGGAUGUAACUUGCACCAAGUGGCCUUUGAACUAAUAAAGGAAUGCUUGUAUGGAAACUGAGUCAUGGCAAACCUUAAUACAAUUAUUAGGGAAAUUUCCAUAACUUGGCAAUUAUAGCAAUUGAAGCUAUUUAAAAUUAUUUUGUUGAAGUUGAGUAGAUUCUAAGUUGAUGCCUCUUUUAAAGGUCAUCUGCUAAGCGAGAAAAAGGGCAUGUGCAUAUUUUAUAUAUGUUGUAUAUGGAGGACUAGGAAAGUGUUUUAAAAGAAGAAAAAUCCUUCUUGUUUUUUUAACAUUAAAAACAACAAAAGACCUCUAUGCUGAAAGACCCUGACUGGGAAACUAGUGAAAUGGUGACCCCAUUAGAGCCAAAAUGGUGGAAGUUGAGCAAUUUGAAAAGGAAAAGGAUUUUUAUUCAGAGCGACUAAAACUAUUUAACACCUGAUAUUUUGGAUAAAUAUAUAAAGGAAGCCUUUAUUAAAGGUUAAAUAUCCUCACCUUUUCCAUUAAGGUGCUCAUUGAUGUGGCAAACACUAAUACCUUCCAAAUGAAUAUGGUGGUUGCUAAUUGCAGUACUAAGAUGAAGUCUUCCUUUUCCAGCUUCUAGGAGAUCGUCAAGAGUGGAUUUUUUUUGUCAUAUCCCUGGAUUUAAGUCUGGUUCAUAGUUCCAUUUUCUGCUCAGUCCCUAGGCCGGGGAUUCUCAAACUUCAUUGCACUGUGACCCCCAUUCUGACAACAAAAAUUACUACAUGACCCCAGGAGGGCAGACCGAAGCCUGAGCCCGCCUACACCCCACCGUCCUGGGUGAGGGGUCCAAAUCCGAGGCCCCAGGACUUCGGCCGCAGGCGGGGGGCUGUAGCCUGAGCCCCGCCAUCCAGGGCUGAAGCCUUGGGCCCCAGGCAGUGGGGCUCAGGCUUUGGCUUCAGCCCCGGGCCCCAGCAAGUCUAAUGCCAGUCCUGGCAACCCCAUUAAAACGGGGUCCUGAUGCACAGUUUGAGAACCACUGCCCUAUGCUCAUGUACUCACGAAAGAAUUAUUUUCAUUCUGGUAGCUCCAGUUUGGCCUUUGUUACCUUUUGGUUCCCAAAACUGUAAGUAAUAUUGUUUGUCCUUCCUCAGGUCAGGGGAGUGUUCCUUGUUUCAGGGAACAAUACUUCACUAGGAUUCCAGUUAUCUAUGUCUAAAAGGAUGGUUUUAUAUAUUAUGUAUGAGACGACAGGGGUUGAGUAAAUUGUAUUACUGGAUUUUUAACAUACUCCCCUGCUGUGUAUAGGAUGUUUUCAGAGUGAAAUAAAGAACAUGGGCUUAUUCACCUCUUAUGCACAAUUUGCACAAAUUCUUACUAAAUUACAGAGAAUUUAAGAUUUGAGUCUUUGUUCCCUUCACGUUCAGCUGGUUGUUACAGUGUGACACUUGAGACUGUUUUUCACUUUAGAGACUAACAGAUUUAUUCAGUGGAAUGCGUCCGAUGAAGUGAGCUGUAGCUCACGAAAGCUGAUCUUCAAAUAAAUUCGUUAAUCUCUAAGGUGCCACAAGUACUCCUUUUUCUUUAUGUGAAUACAGACUAACACAGCUGCUACUCUGAAACCUAUUUUUCGCUUGUGAGCCUUAUCUGAAGACUGAGUCCUGCUGCCUGCGGCUGAAGCAUAUAACUUAGCUUUGCAGGGCCCCCUGUGGCACGGGGCCCUGGGCAGUUACCCUGCUUGCCACCCCCUGCAUUUGUGACACCCCCCCAACACAUCUCUUGAUGACCCUCCACCCCAGGGGGCUGAACCCCUGAAGUUGAGAAACAUUGAUCUAGAUGAAUUGAGUAGCCCCGGAAGACCUCUGAGUAUUCCUGGCUGAGAAUCACUGCUCUAAACUACACUCUUCCUUUCCAUUUCAGGAUCUCAGUUUAAUUCCUAAUCCCAGAUGGUUUGUUUGUUUUUCAAAGAGGUGAAUAAGACCAUAUUCUUUAUUUCAUCCUGAGAUCAUUCUCUGCACAGCAGGGAGAGUACAUUAAAAAUGCAGUACUGCAAUUUACUCAAUCCUUGUCAUCUCAUAAGUAAUAUAUAAAACCAUUCUUUUAGACAUAGACAGCUGGGAUUCUGUCCCUAAAAAAUGGUGUCUUCAGCAGCUGUGUACCUUGCUAGUCAUGGAGUGAUAGGCAUAUCUUGUAGGAAUUGCUAUUCAGUUUUUCACCAAGUCAAAGUAGUAGUCAAAUCUUUUCUCAUCUUCCUAAGUUUGUCAGUACCUUUGAUUUUAAUUGAGAUCUCUUCCUACUCUGUACAAAUCCUAAAAAUGGCCAUAGUCCAAAAAAGUGCUUAAGUAUGUAUUUAGCUUUAAGCACAUGAGCAGUCUCAUUUAAGUCGGUGUAGUUACUUAUGUGCUUAAGUGCUUUUCUGGAUCAGAGAAAUUGUGAAAGGAGUAUUGGCUUGAGAAGAGGACUUUGCAGGUGUAUCUUAAAAAUAUACAAGUUAAGGAAAUCUGGUCAUCUGUUCUCUUUGUGGUCCUCUCAUUGGCUCAAAAAUAAUUUUAGGGAAGGCUGUAUGUGUAACCUUUGGUUCGGGUCAAAACAUAUUCUCCAAGGACAGUCUACUGCCUCAGUAGAGACCAGACACUCCCAACAAGAAUUUUAGAGGACAACAGUGUGGACAUAUUCUGUUGCAGCUUUUGGAGAUAGCAAUGGCAGUUUUCACACAUGGACAGUCCCACAGUUCUUUGGGAAAUGCUCUGAUAAUCCCAUGGUUUGUGUCUAUAAGAGUAUGAAAAAGGAGGAUAGCUUUUUUUUUUUUGUUAUUUAAGUGUCUGAAUAUUCCUGUUUGUUCCCUUUGGCUUUUCGUCUUGUUACUGAGUAAUUGUGGUAGUUACUGCUAGACUACUAUUCAUGCCAUGGUAACCAGCAGGACUGUUAUAUUUUCAAAAAUGAGAUUUGUUCCUGUCUUCCCGACCUUAUAGAGGAGGACUUGAAAACAAUCCUUCUGCAAAAAUACUCACCUAAAUACUCAUCUAAAUAAACCCUAAGUAGAGCACAGAAUUUCUCUUUUUGGAUAGAACAGUAAAUAUGAGUAUUUCAAAGACCUUUUAGCUCCAGUUAAUUUUUUGAAUGCUACAGGGUAAGAGUUUUCUAUUGAUGAUCAUGUAACUCAUUAACAUUGUGAUUUGAAUAUGUUUAUCAGUAUAUUUUCUAUUGGACAGUAUAGUUGGCAAAUUACCGUUUUUAGCAGCAAUUCAUCUGCCUCCCAUAUAUUUUGAAAUACUCAUACAUAGACACCUUAAUAUACCGAUAUCACAAUGUAGGAUUUGCAGUCUUAUGUUUUGAUUUGUCAAGCUCUUGAUAGGGUAUAAGAACAAAUAGCCAUUAAGAGAUCUGUUUCUCCAUUUAAAGCAAAGUUGGCCGUAUUCUGUGGCAAGAAAUUCCAAUUGAUCACCGAGUAAAUAACUGUGACUGAAGGGACUCAUCUGAUAGAUGUUACCCUGUUGAUGUUUUAGCCUACAGACUCAGGCUGCUGUCAGUACAUUCCUUAAAAUCUCCUUUUCUGAUCAUCUCCCUUUUUAUUUUUCCUUUCCUUUUAAAGGGUUGUGUUUCUUUUCACUCCCUCUUUAGUUUGCUAGUGUUUCCUUUUUGUCUAUCUGUCUCUCUAGGGGAAGGGUCUGGUGAAAUUACCAAGGAAGUACAUAGGAUGGUCCUUCCACUGGCUUCAGACCAUCUCUUACAAGAGAAAUGUUAGCUACAUAGAAGUCUAAGACUGAUUUUAUUUGUUCUACAUGUAAUAUGUAUGUUUUCUUUUUAACCAAGGCAAGCAUACUGCAGUUUGGCACAGGGGGGAAGUAUUAUGAGACAUAGCCAUAGUGAAAUUCCAUAGAAUUUUUUCUUUCCCUAUUCUACUCUUCAUGCACACACUGCUAUGCCCUAUUUUAUCUUUUUUAAUAUCUCAUCUCAGAAAUGGGGUCUAUUGAUAUUCAUUUGACAAGCUCGUUCUGACACGCUUUGGAGAUGUUCAAGGGGGGAGGGAUAGCUCAGUGGUUUGAGCAUUGGCCUGCUAAACCCAGGGCUGUGAGUUCAAUCCUUGAGGGGGCCAUUUAGGGAUUUGGGGCAAAAAAUGGGGAUUGGUCCUGCUUUGAGCAGGGGGUUGGACUAGAUGGCCUCGUGAGGUCCCUUCCAACCCUGAUAUUCUGUGAUAAGUGGUCACUGAGAGGGCAUAAAUACCCCUUCCAGCAAGACUCAUUUUUUGCCCUUACCUCAUUCUCUUCCCCACCCCUGGAAAUUUGAACAUUUUUAAACCCUGCAAAAGAUUCAGUGGGAUAGUUUAAGUACUUGGAGAGCUUGUUUUAAAGCCUUAUCUGUACUGGAGAAAAUAAUAUGGAUUAUUGGGAAGGCAACAGUCAGUGUAACUUAUAUCUGAAAUUUGUAUGGAUAAACCCCAUGGCUCAACCAGUUGUGUAUCAGUGUAGACCCAGCCACAGUUGGUGCCCUGUCAACUGAUACUUAUCAGAGUUCACAAUACGCUCAGCUAGUGAAUGGUCCUCAGUUUGUUGAUUGUGAGUUUUCCCUCUCUGCCCUUGCUCGGCCCCCUCCCCACCUCUGGUUUCCUCACUUCCCAGAAGAGCCUCUGUAUGCUUUAGUAAUACCUCUGGCUCUGUAUGUCCUCAUCUGAUGAAGUACCUGUAGCUCAGUAGCUGAAACUGUACUCUGUAGCUUUUCUACUCACCUCCAGUAAUGUCCCCUGCUCUGACUAUGCCACUGCUUGCUUGUGGUUCAUCAGAGUGAGAAUGUCAGCCAUAAUGUGGGCCUGCCACAGGGAGAGUGGAGUUGGUCAAGGUGUUCUGUUAGCUUUGGAGUGUUAGGGAGAAUCUGGUACCUGAGGUAUUGUAAGGAGCGCAGCUACUAAUUGUGCUCUUGCUGCCUCUAGAGCUGGAGAAUCAUCCGUGGAUUGCAAUCUGAAGCAUUCACUCUGACAAACUACCUGUAGUUUGUUAGAGCAAGAGGAUUGACUGGUGAACCAUUAGUGACUCACUGAGUAGCAGAUAGAGGUGGAGGCAGUAGUGUAGGUGUUCUGUCCAAUAGUGGCAGUGGGAUGGGAGGUUAAUGGGGUUUAAGAAAUACAGCCUUAACUGGUGGUCGGUCACAAACUGAGGACCUUCAGAACAGGAGGGAGGGCAUGUCUCAGUGGCAUUUCUAUGGAGCAGGGUAUACUGAAAUCAUGAGGAAGGCGGAGAGGGGACUCUUUGUUGGCAAGUAAGGACAUGUGCUGUCUUAGGCAGCAGUCAAAGAUAACUGUCCACAUCUUUAUUUUAGGGCAGACUUCAUGUAAAUUCAAAUCAGUGCAGGUGGUUUUUGAUCUGCAAGGCCACAUUCAUUUACGAUUUGCCAUGAUGAAUGUGGACGCAAGGGCAAAACUUAAACCAGUUUAGGGAGGCGAGUGUGGACUCAAGUGUUGGUAUUUCCAUCAGUCCUGUAUGACCAGUUGAAGAGCAAUAACUGAUUGCUCUAGUGUAGACAAGCCCUUAUUUUUGGUGUGCUUUUUAUCAUUUUUAUGACCUGGUGGCUGCAUAGAAAAUUCAAAUCACACAGGAGAUCCUCCUCCCCCCCCCCAAAUCCAUUAAAGAUUAUGUGCUAAGGAAAAAUCUUACUUCCUGGUACAGGAACAACAUAUGUUGUAGAACAAUACAUAAUAUAUGAGGCUUGUGGAUUAUAUCCAUGCCAUAAAAUGCUUGUGUACGAAACCAUCAGGUCUGCUCUGUCUGUGUUGUAGAUGAUAAAACUUUAAAGAUGCCAUAUUGGUUUGGGGCUGGGGGAGGCGGGGAGAGGAGAGUUUGGGGAAAGAAGGUAGGAAUGUUGAGGUCUCUGGGAAAAAAUCCUUCCCAACAGAAGACUUCAUCCCAUAUUAUGUAACUCACCAGGGGUUGGAAAUCUGUUCUAGUUCAGCAAAAGACCACAAGUAAGGGGAAAUAUUUUCUUAGCUGCUUUGCCUUCCUUAGAUCCUUAAACUAUCUCAUAAAACCAUUGUACAGAUUCCUUCAAUACUUUCUUUGAAGUUCUGUGGGAGUAAUGGUCUGUAUUACAUCAGAAAAUUGUGAAUGCCUGGCAUUGACCUAUAAUGUGCAACUGCUGAUAGAUAAUAGUUGUCUCCUCAUUUGCAGUCCAUAUCUCCAAUUGUUAUUAAUUUUUAGAGGUUUGAAACUUGUAGGGACCUGUGCUCUCACUGCCACUUGAAAAUUGGAACAGUUGAACUGUCCUGUGAAUUUAAACUGUUCUGGAUCCACACAAAUAUUUUAAAAAUAAAACAAAUAGAUUAUAGUUUGAAAUGAGAUAUUGUUUCCUUUCAAAUAUCUGGCAGAUACAUUCAUGUCAAUAUGGCAUUAAUUGGAAACCAUGUUGGCAAUGUCAGCAGAGUUUUAAGUUUGAAUGGACAGGGAUACUAAACUAUAAACUCUUAUACCAGAGGUGUCAAAUAUAUAGCCUGUGGGCCACACCUUUCCCUUUUUAAUUUGACUGAUUUGUCAAUGACACUUCUGCAACAUUAAAUUUAAUUUCUGAUCACUUUUAAUGAGGAAGGCAGUGGGAAUUAUUGCUGUAGGUAUUGGGAAUUGCUGCAGGGAAUAAAGUAUAGAGGAAAGACUAGAGGAGGCUCUCAGACAAUGAAGGGGCAGAGAAAUAGAGUAAGGAGGAUAGGAAACAAAGAAAAGGCAGGAAUAGUUGUGGGCCUGAAAGGGAGCAUGUUUUCUGAGUGAGCUCUGGAUGUGAGAAUAAGGCAUGGAAUAGAAUAAAGAUAUGUAAAGCCACCUUCUUCCCGUGAUCUCUAUGGAAGCCUCCCAUAGACAUCAGAGGGCAUUCUGAAUAGUUAGCAGUCUGAAUGUAGCUCUCCCUUCUUUCUCUUGAAUUCUUGUUGAGGUAUUUUGGGGAAGCUUGCUCAGGUUAUAUGUUAUGAGGCUUAAAUAGAAAUAAGUUAAAAUCCUCUACUAUCUGGUCAUUUUAGUACUUGUGAAAAGGUAAGAGAAGGGAAAUUCUCCUCUUUAAGUAGGAAAGGCACUAAAGAAACUGACCAUGUUAACUACAGAAUGAGAGAUGUAUUUGGCAAUAUCCCAUAAGAUUAGCAGAUGAUAUACAAUUAGUAAAACAGAAUGAGAUAGACUGUUUACAACAGGUAGUAAAAGAUACAGUGAAAACCAGAACAGAAUGUAACAAAGAAAAUAAAAGAACUUGAAAGGUGGGGAAAGCUUGCUAUGCUUUCGUAAUCAAAAUUUGUCAUACUUAAUACUUCUCCAUAUCUAAACAUUUACAAUUACUUAGAGCAAAUUUAAGCCACAUAUGGCUAAGCUCCCUGGAAAAAAGUAUUUUAGAAAAAAAAUCCUAUCCUGCUCUGUUUGCUUGUUUUCCUGGUUAUUUCUCCUGUGUGUGUUUAUACAGUAAAAAUGGCCCUUCUUGGGUUGCUUUGUACUAUAGUACACAUUUCAUUUUAAAUAUAGCUUUAAUACUCAAGGAAAAUAGGAUAACAAUAAGGAAGAAAAGAAUAUUAUUAGAGAAUCCUUAACUUUAGGUUUAGUUUGGGCCCUGUAUAUAUCUCUGUGCAUAGACAAAUUUUUUAUUUAUUUUUUGACUGGGAAAGCUCUGCUUUAACAUUCUGUUGAACUAAACAUGGCUUAAUAAAAGCUUAUUACAAGACUAGCAUUGUAGGUAUUUAAUAUCAAAGUGCAAAUUUAAUAUUAGGAAAAAUCUAUUUUAUAUCAGAACAUCUUAAUAUAUUUGUGCAAAUUAAGUUUUUAGUACAUGUUUGUAUCUUGUAGAAAUUCUAAAAAAUAAGGAUAAUUCUAUAAUUUGAAAGGGGAGGAGGGCAGCUUUGAAACAUUUAGAGAAAAUCAGUAAACUCAUUGUCAGAACCUAGAAAUAAUACAAUUUUAAAGAUUUUUUUUAAAAAAAAAAUGUUUUUAUAAAAAUAGUUACUUGCACUUUACCUGCUGGCUUUUCAAUUUUGGUAGAUAACAUUCUGAACUCCAGCAGAGUUUUAUAAUCCCUAGUGCUUAAAUAUACUAAAUGUUCUUUUUCCAUUAAGGUUAAUGUUCGUGAAGAAAUUGAAGAGUUUUUUCCAAGAUUGUGGAAGAUAAAUCAAGAUAAAAGAAGGCUAAUGAAAAAUAUUAAAGAUCAGAAAAUUAAAAUUGAAUGGGGGAAAAAAUUGAACAGAAGAUUGGUCAGAUAGAAGCACUUGAAUGUUUUUUUAAGGCUAUAAUGAAUUGUUUGAAUUGGGGAAGAUACACGAAGUAUGAAAAAUGAAAAACUCAAUGAAGAAUGAAGAAAAGUAGAAAGCAAGAGUGAAGUAGAAUUAAAAGAAUCUGGAAGAAUGAAUGGGUCCUAGGUUAAGUAAAUGAGUCUCGCUCCCAGUCAAAAUCUCCAGCUGGGAGUCCUGCUCGUGUAAAAUCGGAGAGCAGGUCAGGAUCUCGUAGUCCAUCGAGGGCUUCCAAACAUUCUGAAUCGCACUCCCGGUCAAGGUCAAAAUCCAGGUCCAGAUCGAGAAGACAUUCGCACAGACGUUACACUCGCUCCAGGUCCCAUUCUCAUUCUCAUUCGCAUAGGAGACGAUCUCGAAGCAGAUCGUACACACCCGAAUAUCGUCGCCGAAGGAGCCGCAGUCAUUCUCCAAUGUCUAACCGAAGAAGGCACACUGGCAGCAGAGCUAAUCCAGAUCCUAACACAUGCCUUGGAGUGUUUGGUCUCAGUUUGUAUACCACUGAGCGAGACUUGCGUGAAGUCUUUUCCCGUUACGGACCUUUGAGUGGCGUCAAUGUGGUUUAUGAUCAGCGGACUGGACGAUCAAGAGGAUUCGCUUUUGUUUAUUUUGAGAGAAUAGACGAUUCUAAAGAGGCGAUGGAACAUGCAAAUGGCAUGGAGCUGGACGGCAGGAGGAUUCGCGUGGAUUACUCCAUCACCAAGAGAGCGCACACCCCCACCCCGGGCAUCUACAUGGGCAGGCCAACCCACAGCGGAGGUGGCGGCGGCGGUGGUGGUGGAGGAGCAGGUCGUCGUCGUGAUUCCUAUUACGACAGGGGAUAUGAUAGAGGAUAUGACAGAUAUGAAGAAUAUGACUACCGGUACAGGAGACGAUCACCUUCACCUUAUUAUAGCCGAUACCGAUCACGGUCAAGAUCCCGCUCCUAUAGCCCAAGACGCUACUGAAGAACGGAAGAAUUACAGUUGUGGACAUGAUUUUUAAAUAAAGUUCUGCCCUUAGCUUCCCUUUGGUCUCCCCCUCCUUUCCCCUCAAAUCUCUCUUAUAAGAUCUUUGGUUCAUUUAGAAGAUACAUAUUUUCAGUUGAAGUAUUGCUGUUUUCCACCCCCUUUUAUUGUAAUACUCUUAAAAUCGUAAUUGUUGUAGUUUUGUGUAGUUAAACAUCUUAAGCAAAACUAAAUAGAAAUCCCAAAGUGUUACUACAUUUUGUAAGUCAUUUUGUUUUUGUUUUUAAAACAGUUGUACUCCUGGCUAAUCUAAUGAGGAGAAGAGAGCAUUGAUGUUUUUUAAAGCUUGCAUGUUGUGUGUAAUAUACGCACUCAGCUACUUUAAUAUAAACCUGUGUUUCCAAAAAAUAACUUGUUAAUCUUUCUGUUAAUGCUUGGUUGUUAAUUUUGAAAAAUAAGUAACGUCUCCAAACCUUUUCUGUAAUGACAAAUUUCACUAGAUAGUCAUGAACCCGACAGGUUUUUUUUGGUUAAAUUGCUUUGAGUGUAAAAUAUUAAAGUGAUAGCAAAUUUUCAUAUUUGGUUUAACUUCUUUGGAAAAACAGAUUCUUGUACACUGAAGAUAAAAGUUGUGUUUUAUAGAUGAAAAGUUUCUAGACUGCUGCACAGUGGAUAACAUUUUAAGUUAAAACCAUACAAAUCUAACUGAUUUUUUUAAUUGAACUCAAAGUAGUGUUUCCCCUUAAUCAGUGCAGGAGAAAAAAUAUUUAUUGAACAUAGCAAUUAGUUAUAUAAUUUGCUGUUCAUACAAACUCAUGUUGGUAUUACAAUGAUGGUUAAGGAAGUUCUAGUUUUCAGUCCUUCUGGAGUUGCUGGUAUGGAUAGAAAAAUUACAGUUACAUAUAAACUUCUUCCUCAAAAUAAAGUUAAUUACACUGUAA
Messenger RNA from Chelonia mydas (Green sea turtle), 11158 nucleotides. It is a transcript of the gene TRA2A, whose product is annotated as transformer 2 alpha homolog. Bases 9684 to 10217 code for a protein of 177 amino acids. Gene Ontology annotation, biological process: positive regulation of mRNA splicing, via spliceosome. NCBI's taxonomy places the organism in Eukaryota, Metazoa, Chordata, Testudines, Cheloniidae. The transcript is spliced from 8 exons. The record is from RefSeq and is a predicted model, not a curated record. Gene Ontology annotation, molecular function: RNA binding. Gene Ontology annotation, cellular component: spliceosomal complex.